ACGUGGCCGCCCACGCGCGCCUCGGGUAAAAAUGUCUUCAGCCAGGGUUGUUGAGUGUGUUCCUAACUUUUCAGAGGGACGCAAUGAGGAGACUAUUCAAGCCAUCGCCUCUGCCAUCAAGAGUACUGAAGGAUGCUCUCUGUUGGACGUGGAGCCUGGUGUGAGCAUCAAUAGGACUGUGUACACGUUUGUUGGUAGUCCAGAAAGUGUGGUGAUGGGAGCCCUAUCAGCUGCCAAAGUGGCCUACAAGCUAAUUGACAUGACCAAACAUCAUGGAGAGCAUCCACGAAUAGGAGCCAUGGAUGUGUGUCCGUUUGUGCCAGUUGCCAACACAACACUAGAGGACUGUGUGAGGUGCUCCAAGAGCCUGGGUGAGCAGCUGGCUAGGGAGCUGGGUGUACCAGUCUACCUGUAUGAGGCCUCACAGGAGAGGGACUACAGGAGAUCACUACAGAGCAUACGCAAGGGAGAGUACGAAGAGCUCCAAGAAAAGCUCAAGCAGGCUGAUUGGGCUCCUGAUUACGGCCCAACGACCUUUGUACCUCGAUGGGGAGUAUCUGUGGUUGGUGCUAGGAAGUUCCUUAUAGCGUACAAUGUCAACCUCUUGGGCACCAAGGAGCAGGCUAAUCGGAUCUCUAUCGCCCUGAGGGAGUCUGGGGGAUCAACAGGAAAGAAGCCUGGUCGAUUGAAGUUAGUCAGGGCACUGGGCUGGUAUGUGGCUGAGCAAGGCAUUGCCCAGGUCUCCAUGAACCUGUGUGACUAUGAGGUCACUCCCAUACACACUGCUUUUGAGGAGUGCAGCAAGGAUGCUAGGGAGCUGAAGUUGGGUGUUGUUGGGUCAGAGAUAGUGGGACUAGUGCCCCUCAAGCCCAUUUUGAUGGCAGCUGAUUAUUACAUAGAGAAGGAGGGACUGUUCGUACUCCACGAGUCUCAGAAAGUGCGACUGGUCAUAGACAGACUGGGUCUCAACUCCAUAUCUGAGUUUAAGCCUCAGGAAAAGAUUAUUGAGUAUCGUGUUGGGAGCAAUACAGAUGGUCCUCUGGCCAGUGGUAGUGUGCGCUCAUUUGUAGAACAGCUGGCAGCGAGGACGUCAGCACCAGGAGGGGGCUCUGCUUCAGCCUGCAUUGCUAGUAUGGGAGCAGCAUUGGGUGCAAUGGUUGGGCUGCUAACAUUUGGCAACAGGAAGUUUGAAGCCCUUGAUCCUGUGAUGAGGGUAGCCAUUCCUCCACUACACAGCGCCACUCAGCAGCUCAUUCCACUCAUAGACAAAGACACACAGGCUUUUAGCUCUUACAUGGAAGCGCUAAAGUUACCCAAGACUACUAAGGAAGAAAUUGCCAAACGGAAGCAAGCCAUGCAGGAUGGGUUGAAAGACGCCAUUGAGGUUCCGCUGAAUGUGAUGAAAAUUGCCUACGGCUGCUGGGAUUACAUGAUCACCAUAGCGACACAUGGCAACGAGACAGCUCUGUCUGACAUUCAGGUUGGAGGGUGCAGUCUCCACACUGGACUGAAGGGUGCCUACUACAAUGUGUGUAUCAACCUGAAGCAGGUCACUGAUGAAGACUAUGUGAGGACCGUGAGAGAGGAGGUGGAGAGAAUGUCUCAGAGCUCGGAGGACAAGCUCACACUGUUACUAGACACUGUUAAGCAGAGACAAAAUAAAGGACAAUAAUUCAAUCACUUUCAUUCGUGGAUUCAUGUCAUACAACCCCUAUAAUUAUAUGUUAUUGUUAUGCCCCAGUUUUAAUCAUUGAUUUCUCAAAUAAUUAUAAUUCUGUUUCGUAUGUGAUUUCAAUCAGCUAUAUAUAUACUUGUAUAACGAAAUU
This is a messenger RNA of Halichondria panicea, 1826 nucleotides long. Its product is annotated as formimidoyltransferase-cyclodeaminase-like. The transcript is spliced from 10 exons. Gene Ontology annotation, molecular function: folic acid binding; transferase activity. The record is from RefSeq and is a predicted model, not a curated record. Lineage: Eukaryota; Metazoa; Porifera; Demospongiae; Suberitida; Halichondriidae. Bases 32 to 1672 code for a protein of 546 amino acids.